UUGUCUUUUUUCCUGAUUUUGGAGAUUAUCUCAGUUGUUAUUCAUGUUUGCUUAGGCAGAAAUUCAGGGCUGUACUGGACCACUACUUCUUUAGGAUGGACUUCCCCUAAUUAGCUCAUGUGUGUUUUCCAAUAUGCUGGUUGCAGAAUGAAUAUUUUAACCUGCUGACCCACUUAGAAGAGUUCUGGAUGCCUAGAUAAAGGUCAGAGGGGGCGUGACUCACCUGUGAGGAGUGUGUUGUCACCACCAGCUCUGGGCAGGACAGUCCCACCUGUGGUGUCCCAAUUUCCACGGCUGAUGCACAGUUGGCCCGGAUUGGCCGCACUGGUUCCCCGCCCUGCCACGGAUUGGCCAAGCCUUCCAUCUCCUCUCUCUCAUCUUCCUGGGACACCUGCACUGCACGGCUGCAGCUCCUCCACAUUGACCACAGAGGGACUGGAGGAUGCCCACGCAUCAACACUUGGUCGAUAAGAUGAGGAGACCCUCCUGCUUUGUUUUUUUGUUCUGUGGGGUAUUUUUGCCUGGAAUCCUCAGUUUUCCACAGACAAACACCUCAAUCGAUUGUGAUUCUCUGUUACCAAACUAUGAAACUGAACCACAGACAUCUGCACCACCAUAUAUUAUUGCUGUAUCUUUUGAUAACUUUGAGCCAGGAAAUGAAAUCCAAGUGACUCUAGAAGCACUUGGAGAAGCUGGUUUUAAAGGAUUUAAUCUACAAGCUCGAGAAAUAGAUGGAGAUACUCCUGUUGGUACUUUUAAAAUUACAGAUCCAAACACCAAAGGCUUGGAAUGUCAUAAUAUGACGAAUUCAGCAGUAAGUCAUGCAAAUUCAGAUGUGAAACAGAAAGUUACAACAACAUGGAUUGCUCCGCAUGAUGUUGGAGAGCUUCAAUUUAUUGCAACCGUUGUUCAAAAUCUAGAGAAUUUUUGGGUUGGAAUUCAAAGCAAAACUCUCACACCUACACAUUCUGAGUCAGUUAAUGGGACAGGAAAAAGUAAAAGGAAGCUUAUGAUAGAAGUAGAAUGUAACAAGCGUGGAGGGACUUACACAACACAAGGCCGAUGCAUCAUGGUUGGACCUUCAGGUUCCUCUCAGAGCAGCUAUUCAGGCAGUCAGGGUGGAGUAGUCUACACAAUAAGCAGCAGUGGAUGUGGCCCUGGAGGUGCUGCUGGUACAUAUGGUCAACAUGCCUGCAGAGACAGUGCAUCUUCAUCCGGCAUUUCCUAUGGCCAGUCUGUCCCUUCAAGCAGCUCUGAUUCCAGUAAGAAGGUAGUGGUCGUUGCCAACAGCAACCCUUUUCCACCUGUGCGUCAUACCUUCCCCCAGAGUUUGGGAAGUUCUGCUACAAGGAUCAUAGUACAGAGUGGACAAAGACAGCAAAGCAGCAGCAGCACUUAUAUCACGGGUUCCCAAGGCAGCCAGUCCUAUGGCCAGGGCUACAGACCUCAAGGUGGCAGUUCCUAUGGCCAGGGUGGGUCAAGUUUCUCGGGUAGCAGCAGUUCCUAUGGCCAGGGUUCCCAAGGCAGCCAGUCCUAUGGCCAGGGCUACCAGCCUCAAGGUGGCAGUUCCUAUGGACAGGGUGGAUCUUCUUCAGGUGGCAGCAGUGGUUGUGGACAAGGUGUUUCAUAUGAUAGCAAUCCCUGCCACCAGGGUGGAUCACAGAGUGGAUCACAGGGUAGUCAGGGUGGAUCAUACUCACAAAACUAUGGUGGUAGCCAACAGAGUGGAUCAUCAUCCUCACAAAAUUAUGGUAGCAACCAGGAUGGAUCCUACUCGCAAAACUAUGGUGGUGGCCAAGGUGGAUCAUCCUCCUCAGACACCUAUUAUGAUAAUCAGGAUUCACAAUAUUCCUCAGAUGAUAAUCCCAAUCCUUGUGAUGAUAAUGACACUACUUACAGUGCCAAGAGUCGGGGUUCUGGUUGUGCAAAGAAGAAAGUUCUUGUUGCCCGAGAUACAUCACACGUUUUAAGCAGAAGAGCCUAUGAUGUACAGAAUGCAUCUUCUCCUUCAAACAGCAGCCACGCUGACGUCCAGGGUGGAUCAUUUAUUGCAACCAGUGGUGGAUCAAGUAAUCAGGGUGGUUGCAUUUGUCCUGAUGGAAGCAGUGGUCAUAGACAGGGCGGCCCAGGUUCUUCCCACAGUUCUUACUCCGGUAACCAGGGAGGGUCUUCCUACUAUCCUGGUGGAUCCUACGGACAGGGAGCCCCAGGUUAUCCACACAGCACAUAUUCUGGUAACCAGGGAGGGCCUUUCUUCUAUCCCGGAGGAUCCUAUGGACAGGGCGGCCCAGGUUCUUCCCACAGUUCUUACUCCGGUAACCAGGGAGGGUCUUCCUACUAUCCUGGUGGAUCCUACGGACAGGGAGGGUCUUCUGUUUAUGAUGGUAGCAGUGAAUCCUAUGGUCAGGGUGGAUCUUCUGCAUAUAGUGGUGCUGAGUCCUAUGGCCAGGAUUCACCUUCCAUAGGAGGCAGUGAAACUGCUGAGAGUGAUUCCUCCUCACCGUCUGGUAGCCGCCAGAGUGAACGGGAUUUUUAUUCCCCAGGAGGCAGCCAGUCAGGUGGACAUGGAUCAUCUUCUCAAGGUGGUGGCUACUCAAGUGGACAGGACUCAUCGUCAUCUGGAAGCAGCCAGUAUGGUGGGCAGGGUUCAUCUUCUUCAGGAGGCAGCCAGCCUGGUGGACAGGGUGCAUGUGAUUGUUCUGGGGGAAGUUCUGGUGGAUCCCCUACCUUAGUCAGAAGUGAUGCCUCUGCAAAUGACUCAUCUUCUUCUGGAGGCAGCCAGUACAGCAGCCAAGAUUCAUAUUCCUCAGGAGCUAGCCAGUAUGGAGGACAUGGGCCAUCUUCUUAUGGAGGCAGCCAAUAUGGUGGACAAGGUUCACCUUCCUCAGGAGGCAGCCAAUAUGGUGGACAGGGUUCACCUUCUUCAGGAGGCAGUCAGUAUGGAGGACAGGGUCCAUAUUUCCCAGGUGGCAGCCAUUAUGGAGGACAGGGUGUGGCUUCUUCAGGAAGCAGCCAGUACAGUGGACAGGGCUUUUCUUCAGGAGUCAGACAGUCUGGUGGACAGGGUGGGUGUGUGUGCCCCGGUGGAGGUCCAGGCUCUUUUGGAGGAGCCAACUAUGCUGGUGGACAGGGUUCAUCGUAUUCUGGAAGCAAUCAGUAUGGUGGACAGGGAUCUUAUCCCUCAGGAAGCAGCCAGUAUGGUGGGCCGGGCUCAUAUUCUUCUGGAGGCAGACAACAUGGUAAACCAGGUUCAUCUUCCUCAGGAAGCAGUCAUCAAGGAAAGCCAGGUGGCUCUGGCUCAGGAAGCACUUAUUCUGGAAAACAGUCACCUUCCUCUGGAGGCAGUCAAGUGAGCUCUGCUGGGAAACACUCCACUCCCCGACUCCUGAUGUUAUUCAGUGUUUUGAGUGCCUUUGCUUUCUCUGCUGCUACAUCAAAAUGGUCUAUAUGAACCUCCGAAGAGCUGUUUGACAACCUAAACAUGGAUUAUAUUCCAUAUUAUUAGAUUAAUUACUUAAUGUAAGAAAAAAAAAUACCCUUAAGUCAAAUUGUCAGAUGCUACUUGGCUGUUAUGUUGCAUGUCUAGCUCAUAUGUCAUGCCUCUCAUUAGUUUACCUCUGGUUUUAGUCAUUAGUAGAUAUCAUUAGUUUUGUCAGUGUUUUAGGCAUCUUUUUAAGAGAGCAUAUUGUACCCUACCUGUAUGAUUUAUUUUUAUUUCUGAUAGAGAAUGCGAUGAACACCUGCCUGAAAUGAUUGGUGUGACAAAUGAACACUUAGAAAGUAUUUGGUUAUUAACCAAAGUGGACGAGGUCAAAUAAAUUGUUAUAGAUGCGAGCUGA
Molecule: messenger RNA, 3839 nt
Organism: Chiroxiphia lanceolata (lance-tailed manakin)
Lineage: Eukaryota; Metazoa; Chordata; Aves; Passeriformes; Pipridae
Product: hornerin-like
Exons: 70
Coding region: 443-3451 (1002 amino acids)
Molecular function (GO): oxidoreductase activity, acting on metal ions
Source: RefSeq, a predicted model, not a curated record